Molecule: messenger RNA, 177 nt
Organism: Didymodactylos carnosus
Lineage: Eukaryota; Metazoa; Rotifera; Eurotatoria; Philodinida; Philodinidae
Source: the annotation of a GenBank genome assembly
AUGACUGCCAGUUAUAACAUCAAAAUGUCUGAUGAUAAUUUAAUUGAAUUAUUAAAUGAAGCUAACGCCACGCCUCCUCCUCCAACCACCACUACCGUUAAACUUGCUCGUGAACCGUUUGCUGACAUUGAAAAUCGUCAACAAGAUGAAUCUGUACUGAUUCAAAUGAAGUGUUUA